AUGUUCACUUCUGUGCUGCAAAGCGUCCUCAUAUGUGCAGUUAUCUGGAUAUCGUGGCGUAAAGUGCUGCGGCACUUCGUCAUGAAAUCACCCUUCAAUAAUCUUCCGGGGCCGCCAUCCCAGUCUUUCUGGACAGGAAACAUUGGGCCCUUCGUGAACCGUCAUGGUUGGGACUUCCACCUCGACGUGGCACGAAACUAUGGGCGUGUCGUCAACUUGAAGGGUUUUCUUGGCGAACCGACACUGUAUGUUUACGAUCCGAAGGCGCUGCAUAACAUUGUUGUCAAGGACCAAUACUUUUACGAAGAACCUCGUUCGACCCUCCAGUUCAAUCACCUUCUCUUCGGUCCAGGUUUGCUGGCAACGCUAGGCGAUGUUCAUCGUAAACAGAGGAAGAUUCUGAACCCGGCCUUCUCCGUCGCCCACAUGCGCUACAUGCUCCCCAUCUUCUACAAUAUCGCCAACAUCCCCGUUCUGCAAAUCGCAAUUGCGUCGCGUGUCGCUAAUGGUCCGGGGGAGCUUGACAUCUUGGGGUGGAUGGGCCGCACUGCGCUCGAGCUAGUCGGGCAGGGCGGGCUUGGAUAUUCGUUCGAUCCUCUCAUCGAGGAUGCUUCGGACGAAUUUGGAGACGCGUUGAAAACUAUUUUCCCUGUCACGUUUUCAUUGGGUCUUGUUCGUUAUGCUUUGCCGUACCUUAUGCAGCUGGGGCCAGCGUCUCUCCGCAGGCGUCUUGUCGGGCUGAUUCCGAACAGGCGCGUACAGCGGAUCAAGUCCGCCGUGGACACGCUGGAGAAGAGAUCGCGAGAGAUUUUCGACGCGAAGAAGGCGGCUCUGCUCCAAGGCGACGAAGCGGUCAUGCACCAGAUCGGAGAAGGCAGGGACAUUAUGAGCGUCCUGAUCAAGGCGAAUAUGGCGGCCAAGUCGGAGGAGGACAAGCUCCCGGAGGAUCAGCUAUUGGGACAGAUGGCGAUACUCACCUUCGCGGCGAUGGACACCACCUCCAAUACCCUCGCGCAGAUCUUGCAAUAUAUGGCGCUGCGCCCAGAUGUCCAGGAUAAAUUGCGCACUGAGAUCAUUGAGGCACGCAACGGCGGCGAGCUGUCUUACGACGCGCUGAUGCAGCUGCCCUACUUGGACGCCAUCUGCCGGGAGACCUUGCGGGUUCAUCCAGCGGCCCCCAUCAUAGAGCGAAAAGCCAACAAGGAUAUGAUCCUCCCCCUGUCUGCGCCCAUCAGAGGCGUCAACGGAGAGAUGAUUAAUGAGGUCCCCGUCCCGAAGGGCACCAGAAUCUUCGUUGGCGUCAUGGGGUCGAACUUGAGCAAAGCACUCUGGGGCGAGGAUGCUCUCGAGUGGAAGCCUGAGCGCUGGCUGUCGCCGCUUUCCACUGCUCUGACCGAUGCUCAUAUCCCGGGAGUGUAUUCAAACUUGAUGACGUUUAUGGGCGGCGGAAGAGCGUGCAUUGGCUUCAAGUUCUCAGAGAUGGAAAUGAAGGUUGUCUUGUCCGUCCUCUUACCAUCGUUUACCUUCGACAUAACCGAGAAGCCAAUUGUGUGGAACUUGGCUGGAGUCCGCUAUCCCACUAUAGGCGCAGAGAGCCUCAAGGCGGAGAUGCCGCUGAAAGUGGGGCUGUUCAAGGAGUCCGAUGCUUGA
Sparassis crispa is the source of this 1650-nucleotide messenger RNA. RefSeq names its product Docosahexaenoic acid omega-hydroxylase CYP4F3. The coding region runs from base 1 to 1650 and encodes 549 amino acids. NCBI's taxonomy places the organism in Eukaryota, Fungi, Basidiomycota, Agaricomycetes, Polyporales, Sparassidaceae. Gene Ontology annotation, molecular function: oxidoreductase activity, acting on paired donors, with incorporation or reduction of molecular oxygen; heme binding; iron ion binding. The record is from RefSeq and is a predicted model, not a curated record. The transcript has 14 exons.